UUCGGCAAUAAAUUGAUACCAUUCUCUACCUUAUUGUUUUAUGAUUCGGCAUCUCUUAUGGUAAUCAUUAAUACUGAAAUAUUCUGAUAACCAAUUCAUAUAAAAACUACCCGAAAAACAUACAGAAGCAUAGUCAUUUUUGUGACUCAAAGCUAACAGCAAAAUCCAAGAUGAAGUUCCUCAUUGCCUUCGCUUUGAUCGCCGUGGCCUCGGCCGCCAUCAUCAGGCCCGCUCCCAUCGAGGCGGAGAUUGCUGAGCUCCAGCAGAUCAUCGCUGCCAUCCAGAGCCCCAACACCGACCCCGCCACCGCCGCCGCCCUCGAGGCCAUGCUCCUGGAGUCCCUUGCUCUGCCCGCCGGUGCCCAGCCCGUCGUUGGACCCACCUUCGUCGACUUCCCCACCCCCGAUGGUGGCGCCGUCAGCGAGGCCGUCUCCGCUUCGUCUGCGUCCGACAACAAGACUCCCCUUGUUCAGAUCAUCCUGAACAUCCAGAAGCCCGAGGACGUCGCUCUUGAGAGCCCUGUUGCCACCCCCGUCUCCCCUCUGCCCACCCCCGCCUCCCCUCUGCCCACCCCCGCCCCCGUGCCCGGUGUUGUUCUGCCUGCCCCCACUCCCAUCACCGUUGUUGAGGCCGCCCCCUCUCCUAUCACCGUUGUAGAGGCCGCCCCCUCUCCCAUCACCGUUGUUGAGGCUGCUCCCUCUCCCAUCACUGUUGUAGAGGCCGCCCCCUCUCCCAUCACCGUUGUUGAGGCCGCCCCCUCUCCCAUCACCGUUGUUGAGGCUGCUCCCUCUCCCAUCACUGUUGUAGAGGCCGCCCCCUCUCCCAUCACCGUUGUUGAGGCCGCCCCCUCUCCCAUCACCGUUGUUGAGGCUGCUCCCUCUCCCAUCACUGUUGUAGAGGCCGCCCCCUCUCCCAUCACCGUUGUUGAGGCCGCCCCCUCUCCCAUCACCGUUGUUGAGGCUGCUCCCUCUCCCAUCACUGUUGUAGAGGCCGCCCCCUCUCCCAUCACCGUUGUUGAGGCCGCCCCCUCUCCCAUCACCGUUGUAGAGGCCGCCCCCUCUCCCAUCACCGUGGUCGAGGCUGCCCCCUCUCCCAUCACCGUGGUCGAGGCUGCCCCCUCUCCCAUCACCGUGGUCGAGGCUGCCCCCUCUCCCAUCACCGUGGUCGAGGCUGCUCCCUCUCCCAUCACCGUGGUCGAGGCUGCUCCCUCUCCCAUCACCGUGGUCGAGGCUGCCCCCCUCCCCAUCACCGUGGUCGAGGCUGCCCCCCUCCCCAUCACCGUUGUUGAGGGCGUCGCCGCCGCCCCCACCCGCCCCAUGCCCAUCCCUGCCGGAGCUGUGGCUGUGGCUCUCCCUGAAUACCUGAACUAAGUUUAAGAACUGAAAACUUUGUUUCAUUAUGAAUCAGUGAAGUGUGAUAAUAAAAUUGAAUAAAAAAUAUUCUUACAGAA
Messenger RNA from Plutella xylostella (diamondback moth), 1450 nucleotides. RefSeq lists its product as uncharacterized. NCBI's taxonomy places the organism in Eukaryota, Metazoa, Arthropoda, Insecta, Lepidoptera, Plutellidae. The record is from RefSeq and is a predicted model, not a curated record.